GCGCACCGUUUCUGACAUUCCCACUCUGUCCCUGGUACCAUGGUGUCAACGGAGGAGGACGGCUCGGUUGAAGAGAAGGAAAACAACAACAAGAAGAGGACGAAAAGUGCCAUCGCUGUCGCAUGGCUUACAUUUUACAACAUCGCCAUGACGGCCGGGUGGCUGGUUUUGGCUAUGGCAAUGAUGCGCUUCUACCUCCAGAAAGGCACACACAAGGGUCUGUACAAAAGUAUAGCAAGGACACUCAAGUUUUUCCAGACCAUUGCAUUAAUUGAGGUGGUGCAUUGUGCAAUCGGAAUCGUGAGGACCUCUGUAAUUGUGACCGGUGUUCAAGUAUGUUCACGAAUCUUCAUGGUGUGGUUCAUCACCAACAGCAUCAAACAGAUCCAGAACGAAGAAAGUGUAAUCCUCUUCUUGUUCGUCUGGACGUUUACAGAGAUUACCAGAUAUUCCUUCUAUACAUUCAAUCUGCUCAACCACCUGCCAUACUUCAUCAAAUGGGCCAGAUACAAUAUGUUCAUCAUCAUGUACCCUCUCGGAGUGGCCGGAGAACUCCUGACCAUUUACACUGCUCUGCCUUAUGUUCGCAAAACCGGAAUGUUCUCCAUGAGGCUCCCCAACAAGUAUAACAUCUCCUUUGACUACUACUACUUCCUCACCAUCGUCAUGCUCUCCUAUAUCCCAUUGUUCCCUCAGCUCUACUUCCACAUGCUCCGUCAGAGGAGAAAGGUUCUUCUUGGGGAAAUCAUAGUGGAGAAGGACGAGUAGAGCUGCCUCACAGUCCAGCACCUGGCUUUCGUUUUGGGACAGCGAGUCAGCACAGCUCCCCUGCCGCCACAUCCAUUCGCCUUUGGUACCACGCCCCACCGCACUCCACACUGCAACGCAAUGGACCCGGGAGAGUCAGACCACUACCAACAUCACAGGAAUAGCCAUGUAAUAAUCACGGAAACAGGAAACAGUCACCACAAUAAUCCAACUGGACUAAAUACAGUGCUACAAGAGAAAUCAUAACACAACAGGAAUAACCGUCAUCAGAAUCAUCACUGAUCAGUCAUCACUAAACUGUCAACAAUCAACGAGAGGAAUCAUUGCAGAACCGGAAUAGUCAUCAUUGUGGAAAAAAUGAAUAAAUAUAAUCUCUAGCCGGAAUAAUCAUUAUCAUCGCAAAACUGGAACAUAAUGCUGCGCAUGCAUCCUUGUGCGUUCCACUGUGUCUUCGCUGUCCAGGUGUAGAUAUCUAGAUCCUCAGAAAGAGAACGCACUGAGUCCACCAGCCAGCGUGGCCACAACAUGCUGCACUGAACCCUUCUACACCUGCUACACAACAAUACUGGAAGGCGCCUGCUGUGCAUUGAGUCAACCACACAGCAGAUACAUACUGCACCCACCAUCAGUGCAAGAUAGAGGGAGUUCAAGGGAAUCAGGAAAGGGUGAUAUGGAACGAUGGAGGAGGAAAGAUGAUAGUUGUGUUCCUUGAGCAGUUUUUUUUCUUCAAUUGGCUAUUUAUUUUUUACGAAUUUUUAAGCGUUUUCCACCACAGUGAUUUUAUACGUAAAUAGCAUGUGGCAACAAUGACUAGACAGAAGCUAAAAAAAUAGAAAAAGUUAUGCGUAAACGUAUUAUACCUCGACAAUAAACAUUUGGGCAAUAUGCUGCUUCCUUGGUGUAUGUGUGUUGUACUUUCUUUGUAAACAAUGUGAAACAGCACCAUUAGUAGGCUAUUUUAUGCACAGAUCGGAUCAUUUGAAGAAUGACUUAAUUUAUUCACAUAUCACAUGGUUGGAAAUAUUAUAUGGUUUGUAAGGCAGGUAUACACUUGUAUUGAAUGUUAUUAGUACUUUAGGUGUAGCUGAGACUGCUCAAAUUUGUAAACCUUUUUUGCUAAUGUUCUCUCCCUGUUGCUUUAAUGUUUACCAAGAGCUCAGUCAAGUGUGCAUCUUAAACAAGGUAAAACAAUUUAAGAAAAGUGCUUGUUUUUUAAAGUUCAAGCCAACUUAGAAGACAGAAGAUAAGAGAUACAAAAAGUCUGUGCUCUCACAGUAUUCAGUUAGUCACUGUUUUGUUCUUUAUGUUUAAAAAUCUGUGUUCAGGAUCCAUUGUCCUGGUUGGUAUUGUACUGGUAGUUAGUGUUAGAAUCCCUCUACUAAAAGGUGCUACUGUGUCAGAUCGUUUCAAACUUCUGUGCAGCUGAAGGAGAGACUGGAAUUGGGUUCGAGAUAGGAACGGAAAACAGAAUAUGAAAUGUUUUUGGGAAAACAUUUACGACUUGAAGUGUUCAUCUAAUUGUAUGCACUGUGAUAUCUAGCCCCAUGCUACAGUGUACUGAAUGAAUUGACAUAAUUAUAUGAAUCAAGGCUAGACAAGAAAGAAAGAAACAAUAAAACUCAAUGUCAAACAUCA
Messenger RNA from Coregonus clupeaformis (lake whitefish), 2403 nucleotides. Its product is annotated as very-long-chain (3R)-3-hydroxyacyl-CoA dehydratase 1. Gene Ontology annotation, molecular function: 3-hydroxyacyl-CoA dehydratase activity; phosphatase activity. The transcript is spliced from 7 exons. Gene Ontology annotation, cellular component: endoplasmic reticulum membrane. Gene Ontology annotation, biological process: dephosphorylation; very long-chain fatty acid biosynthetic process; sphingolipid biosynthetic process. The coding region runs from base 40 to 768 and encodes 242 amino acids. NCBI's taxonomy places the organism in Eukaryota, Metazoa, Chordata, Actinopteri, Salmoniformes, Salmonidae. The record is from RefSeq and is a predicted model, not a curated record.